GAAAAAAAAGAUUUCGCAAUCCUCCCAGGCACGGCUUCAGUGAAAACCAAACAAUAACAGCGUCUCCGGUGCUUCCGUCCCGUUUGGAGGACAAAUAACUUGGUUUAAUCGCCGUGUCUAAAUGACGGACAAGGUUUAAACGUUUAUAAGAAAAGAGACGGCUAUAGAAGUUGUGCACGCGCGGACGGCGUUUCCUGUUCCGUGCCAAAAAGAAAAAAACGCACCCAGGCGGCGCGAGCGUUAGCGCCGGUGGUGGUGAUGAUGAUGAUGCAACCGAGAGCAACGCUCUUGCUGAGAAAGAGGGAGGUCAGGUGGAUGUGCUGCUGCUUCUGCAUUAAACAUUAAACCAUGUUAUUGAUGGCAUCCUCUGGCGUGACUCUGUGCAAGAGGAGCGCACAGUCGCAACCCUCAGCAACUAGUUUUUCGACAGCAUUCAGCACCAUCAUCCAGCGGGCGAAGGUGCAGACGCGAGCGCAGGAGAGAGGCAGUGGAUCCAAAUGAGCAAGCAGCCACAGAAGAUAACUAACACAGAGCAGAAUGGAGUGAGCGUCAUACAGAGCCAGGCUCAUAGCAGUGUCGCAAACUCUACAGCAGGACUACAGCAGGUUCCCCAACUCGUUCCAGUAAGCCCAAGAGGAGGUGGCAAGGCCACGCCACCCAGCAAAAUGAAAAAGACCCUCCUGGACAAGGACAGCGAUGAGUACAGGCAGCGGCGUGAGCGCAACAACCUGGCUGUGAAGAAGAGCCGCAUGCGCAGCAAGCAGAAGGCGCAGGACACGCAGCAGCGUGUCAACGAGCUCAAAGAGGAGAACGAGAGAUUGGAGGCCAAGAUAAAGCUGCUUAGCAAAGAGCUCAGUGUGCUCAAAGACCUGUUUCUGGAGCACGCGCACAACCUGGCCGACAAUGUGCCGCCUGCUACCGCGGCAACCGUUGCCCCCGGAGACCUCUGUAACACCAACAACAGCAGCCAGUGAGAUUGAGUCACUCCUUAAGGGGUGGCAACUCUGUACCAUAACAAUAAUCCUGUUUAACCUUUUCUUAAGGAAAUUUUUUAGGCCAUUUGCAUUUCAGAAGAAUGAAGCUUUUUCUGUUUUUCCCCCCUCAUGAGCAUCAGAUGUUUAAGAGAAAAAAAAAGAAAAUACUUUUGUAAUAAUUAUUAGCACUCUGGACUUUAACAGAAAGUGGUUUAUUUCUCAAACUGAAAGAUCAGAGGAGCUGCGUGCGUGAUUUGGAUUUGAAGUAGAAUCUCAGUUCACGAGUUGUACUUGAUCCUUGUCAUCUUUAUUCCUACACUCGGAUAUUGUUCUCUGUCAGACGUGGUGUAAAUAAGCAUAGACGGAAUGCGGAAAAGCUAUAACAGGGCUUAGGAAUGCCGUAGGUUUGGAUUAUUAUUAUUUUUUUUUUCCUGCUUAAGACUACAGCGAGUCACCGAACAAGAUUUGUGUUGUUGUUUUUUUUUUCCCCUCCUGUAUUUUUUCCACCUCUCCUUUCCGUGGCUGCCGCCACAGCUUUUCAUGGCAGCACGUUAGGUUCAUAAGAAACGUUUUAAACGUGUUCGGGCAAAUCGGUCUGACUUCAACAAGAAGAGACGGAAAGAAUAGACAUAAGAAGCAGUGUCCUAGAAAAGGGGAUAGAUUUAAUUUACACCCGAGGGCCUGUUUUUCAGGGCCUUCCCCUAUUUUUAUUCCUUUUCCCUUUGUAAGCUAUCUUUGUUAGGAGUGCUUCUUGUUUUAACUUUAGAGACGUUCCUGAAACUGAGAAAGACUGGCACGAUCGUGAUUAGACGAACAUGUAAAUUUGUUUGACAUUCAGCUGUGAUAUAAAUUCACAGGGGUGGACAAAUCAAAAGCAGAGGAGGGUAAAUAUAUUGAUGCAUAAACACUAUUUUAUCAAGUUAAUGUUCAUUUGAGACAUGGGUACAUUCAAACGGAGUGCACUAGUGUAUACAUUCACUGUCACGUGAAGAUUUGCAUCCACGGAUGACAUUUUAGAAUAAUACACGCCCACACACAAGGUAUGCUGAAAGCUGAAUGAAAUAAAGCGCGGCACAAAGCCGUUAUGCAUCUCUCCUGCUUAUAAAGACUCAAGUGUUAUCUUUUCUGCACUAAGAGGACAGAACAUCACAUUCCGUAUCUAAAACGUCAGGUAACGACAUUCUUUUGCAUCCACAGCGCAAAAACAGACCGUGUUACGUGAGUAUAACCACUUUGACUCAAAACAAUCCGACUAUAUGUUAUUAGAUCACGGACUUCAGUUAGGUUUCACGUUAAAGCCCUGGUAGACCAGACUAUACUAUUUAUGAUUUGUCCACCCCUGCAUUACGUACAGAUGUAAAUAAGGGUUUUCUGUUUGUUUGUUUAUGUUUUGAAAGAAUGAUUCCGGAGAUUGUCCACAAAGAACAAGAAUUUUUGUGUUGUACUUAGAAAGCGCCCCUGUCCUGGGACGAAAGAGUCAGACAGCACGGACAGCAUUGAGUUUGUUGCAUCAGACGGAAGAGCAGACAGUGGCGUUAACAAAAGCCGUUUAAAUUCCACUUGAGCCUCCAACCCUUCUUACAAAACUAUCCCAGGCACAGACAGACAGACAGACGGAGCGAGAGACGAGGGAGGGAUGCCGCCUGGGGUGUUGGUCGAAAAAAACAAAACAAAAAAAAAAACCAACCCAAACUGAUUUCAUCAUCGCGACACCCCAUGGUCCGGUCUGUCUGCACUUCCGUCUGAUGCGUGUUUGAUACACAGCAAGGGCUUAGACACCGAGGGCGGAUUCUUGCUGACUCAUCGAUUAGGCUUCUUUAAAAAAAAAAAAAGGGGGAGAGAAAAACCCAGAAGUGUGCGCUGAUUAAAAAAAUACUCGUUUAUGCAUAAUCCAUUUUUUUUUGUCCUUUUUUUGCUUUCACAUGUCUCCGACAGCUAAAAUCUUUCUAGCAUUUCUACACUGACUUUUUUGUACCUCAGGCUACGCCACUAAAGAGACUUUAGUGUAUUUGUACACCUGUUUAAAAGAAGAAAAAAUAUCAUCACACAUACAUGUAGACAAAGUGAUCUAGGUGAUAGUAAGAAUUUAAGCAUCUUUUCUUGGAUUCUUUUGUAAUAUUCCUUUUGUCAUUUUCUAUAUCUUUAGGUUUAAAAGGUUUGAAAAUAACAUUUAAUAAAAAAAAAGGAAAAAAAAGCAUGAUGCAUGGUUAUAGCACUGUUCAGGAAAUAAAAAUGCACAGCGUGUUAUCAGAUUAGGCUUUGAUACAGGAGUUUAAAAAGAAACGAACGAUUAUGUCGUCCAUGUUAUGUUCAUCAAAUAUUUGAUUAGCAUUUUUUGCUGAAGUAUGAGCGUUGCUGGCCAACUUGCUUUUUUAUAUAAGACUAUAAGGGGUUAUUGUGCAUUAUAAAUUAAAAUUGAUUACAAAAUGUCAA
This is a messenger RNA of Clarias gariepinus (North African catfish), 3407 nucleotides long. It is a transcript of the gene cebpg, whose product is annotated as CCAAT enhancer binding protein gamma. The transcript has 4 exons. Bases 498 to 974 code for a protein of 158 amino acids. Gene Ontology annotation, biological process: DNA-templated transcription; regulation of transcription by RNA polymerase II. The record is from RefSeq and is a predicted model, not a curated record. Gene Ontology annotation, molecular function: RNA polymerase II cis-regulatory region sequence-specific DNA binding; DNA-binding transcription factor activity, RNA polymerase II-specific. Lineage: Eukaryota; Metazoa; Chordata; Actinopteri; Siluriformes; Clariidae.